This is a messenger RNA of Drosophila subobscura, 2015 nucleotides long. Its product is annotated as glucose dehydrogenase [FAD, quinone]. Lineage: Eukaryota; Metazoa; Arthropoda; Insecta; Diptera; Drosophilidae. The transcript has 3 exons. The coding region runs from base 43 to 1884 and encodes 613 amino acids. Gene Ontology annotation, molecular function: oxidoreductase activity, acting on CH-OH group of donors; flavin adenine dinucleotide binding. The record is from RefSeq and is a predicted model, not a curated record.
UGUCUGAUUUCAUCUCUCACUGUUAUCUUAGACCAAAGCAAAAUGCGGCUGUGGCUUAGCUCUCUGCUGCUCUCUAUGUGCUCGCUCCACUGCUGCAGCGGCCAGCUAUUGGUGGACUUUCUGCGGGACUUUGAGACGUCGCUGCUGAACACGAGGAUACCGGAUACAACGCGCUUCCUGCCGGAGUAUGAUUUCAUUAUAGUCGGUGCUGGCACCUCUGGCUGUGUGCUGGCGAAUCGUCUAAGUGAGAUUUCCUCUGCGAGCGUUCUGCUGCUGGAGGUCGGCGAUCAGGAAACCUUCAUCAGUGAUGUACCGCUGACGGCGGCUCUGACCCAAAUGACGCGCUACAAUUGGGGUUACAAGACGGAGCCUACCGCCCAUGCCUGUCAGGGCCUCAAGGAAGGUGUCUGCAACUGGCCCAAGGGGCGUGGUGUGGGCGGCACCAGCCUGAUAAACUUUAUGCUGUACACGCGAGGACAUCGCAGGGACUACGAUGAUUGGGCGGCGGCCAACAACUCGGGCUGGUCUUACGAUGAGGUUCUGCCCUACUUCAAGAAAUCCGAGCGCAUCGGCAUACCCGAGCUGUACAAGUCGCCAUAUCACGGGCGGAAUGGGCCACUGGAUGUCCAAUACACGGACUACAAGUCGCAGCUGCUAAAGGGAUUCUUGAAGUCCGGUCAGGAGUUGGGCUACAACAUCACCGAUCCGAAUGGAGAGCAUCUCAUGGGCUUUGGCAGAUCGCAGGCCACCAUUCGUAAUGGUCGACGCUGCAGCGCCAGCAAGGCGUUCAUCCAACCGGUGGUGCAGCGCAAGAAUCUGCACAUCUCCAUGAAGAGUUGGGUGACCAAACUGAUUAUCGAUCCACUGACCAAAGCGGUUGACGGUGUCGAGUUUGUAAAGCAGCGUCGGCGGUUUGUGGUACGUGCCAGCAAGGAGGUCAUUCUCUCCGCCGGCACCAUAGCCAGCCCGCAACUGCUGAUGCUGUCUGGGGUUGGACCCUCGGCUCAUUUACAGGAGCACAAUAUAACGGUUUUGCAGGAUCUGCAGGUGGGCUACAAUCUCCAGGAUCACAUCACGCUCAACGGCUUGGUAUUUGUGGUCAACGAUUCGACGGUGAAUGAUGCCCGCCUGCUGAACCCAACGGACAUUUUUCGGUACAUAUUCGUUGGCCAGGGACCGUACACAAUCCCCGGCGGUGCCGAGGCUUUUGCUUUUGUGCGUACUCCCAGCUCUAGUCAUGCCAAGGACUAUCCUAACAUGGAGCUGGUCUUGGGCGCUGGCUCCCUAAGUGGCGAUCGCUUUGGCACUAUGCGGAAUCUGUUGGGCAUCACAGACGAGUUCUAUGAGACCAUGUUUGGGGACCUGCAGCACAGAGAAACCUUUGGACUGGUACCGGUGUUGCUGCGACCCAAAAGUCGUGGACGCAUCUCAUUGCGCAGUCGCAAUCCUUUUCAUUGGCCUCGCAUGGAGCCCAACUUUAUGGAGCAUCCGGAUGACAUACAAGCCAUGAUCGAGGGCAUUGAAAUGAUCCUGCAGCUGGCACGCUCCAAGCCUUUGGUCAAAUUGGGAACUCACUUUCACGAUCGCUCCUUUCCCGGGUGUGAGCACUUGACCUUUGGCAGCGAGUCGUACUGGCGCUGUUGUCUGCGUCGCUAUGGCUCCAGUUUGCAGCAUCAGUCGGGCACCUGCAAGAUGGGACCGGCCACGGACUCGUCAGCGGUGGUGGAUGCCGCGCUCCGGGUUCAUGGCAUCCAAAAAUUGCGCGUGGUGGAUGCUUCUGUAAUGCCGAAUGUCCCAGCUGGACAUACGAAUGCAAUUGUUAUCAUGAUUGCCGAGAAGGCAUCGGACAUGAUCAAGAAUACGUGGCGAAUGAGGACGUCAUAAAACGACUGGACUGUGGAGUGCCCAAACUUUUUAAUUUAUUCUCUAGACAUAAUGUGAUAUGACUAAGCCUUGCAUGUGAUAAUUAAGUAAUUUUGUAGCUCGUAAAAAUUAUUGUUUAGCAUUUCCAAAUU